Molecule: messenger RNA, 522 nt
Organism: Mycotypha africana
Lineage: Eukaryota; Fungi; Mucoromycota; Mucoromycetes; Mucorales; Mycotyphaceae
Exons: 1
Coding region: 1-522 (173 amino acids)
Source: RefSeq, a predicted model, not a curated record
AUGACUUUACUUAUAGGUACACACGUUCCAAAAAACAACUAUGUGGUGCAUCAGAAUGGAUGGCCAGAGGCUGGAGGUUUUUUCAAUGUAUACAAAUCUCAGAAUGAAAGCGACGAACGUUUCAAACCAAUAGUUGUAACUAUUCAAAGUGAAGUUAAUCAAGUAUUGAUUCUGAAAAUUAUGCAAUACUGUACACUUGUUUACGAAAGAUUCAAUUAUUUACCAAUUGUAUUAAUUAUUGCCCACAAAGACUGUCUUGGCUCAAAUGUAGACGAAACAAAUUCCCAUUUGGUAAAGAUCAAAUCUGAUUUUUGGGCAGAAAAAUGUCUGAUGUUUCUUUCCGAUUUGGAUGUCACACCUAUAAACGAUCAACCUUUGAAUGCUUUCUUUGCGUUAUGUCAGUUUUUAUCUCAUCCAGACAAGAUGUUUUCCUUUUCUUCCAACGUAGAAAAUCAAACUAUUAGUUUACUGAGCGAGACAAUUAUUAAAAAGAGGAAUGAAAAUACUUUAUUUGAAAGAUAA